Molecule: messenger RNA, 626 nt
Organism: Hyaena hyaena (striped hyena)
Lineage: Eukaryota; Metazoa; Chordata; Mammalia; Carnivora; Hyaenidae
Gene: LYRM2
Product: LYR motif containing 2
Exons: 3
Coding region: 66-332 (88 amino acids)
Cellular component (GO): mitochondrion
Source: RefSeq, a predicted model, not a curated record
GACCACGCCCCCACUUCCGCUCCUGCGCAUUGGCGCUCUAGGGGGACCCACGCUGCCUGGAGGACAUGGCCACUUCCAGGUUACCCCCGGCGACUCUAACACUAAAGCAGUUCCUGAGAAGGCAACAAGUUCUCCUGCUCUACAGAAGGAUUUUGCAAACAAUUCGGCAAGUUCCAAACGAUUCUGAUCGCAAAUACCUGAAGGACUGGGCAAGGGAAGAAUUCAAAAGAAACAAAAAUGCCACCGAAGAGGAUACAAUCCGGAUGAUGAUUACUCAAGGCAAUAUGCAGCUCAAGGAGUUAGAAAGAACACUUGCUUUGGCAAAAUCUUAACUACAGCAUUAUUCUGAAAGAUUUUCAAAGUCUCCAUGUAUGUUGUCCAGCUGAUUAGACUCAAUGAUGGACAGUCUGUACAGGACUUGGGAAAAUACAGAACAUGGAGCAUGGCAUGUCAGAGCAAAGAAAAGCACAUCAGAACAAUUGCCUGAACACUGAAAACUAUGUAUUUUGAAAAUGUUUUUGGAUGUGUCAGCAGUUUAAGCAGCAAAAACCAGUAUAGGUGGUCAGCACAGAAGAUGAUCAAUACCCUUAACUAUCUGGGAAAUACAGAGCUAAACCACACUGAGC